Messenger RNA from Phaethon lepturus (White-tailed tropicbird), 604 nucleotides. RefSeq names its product runt-related transcription factor 2. The transcript is spliced from 5 exons. Gene Ontology annotation, cellular component: nucleus. The record is from RefSeq and is a predicted model, not a curated record. Gene Ontology annotation, biological process: regulation of transcription by RNA polymerase II; regulation of cell differentiation; hemopoiesis. The annotation marks the transcript as partial. Gene Ontology annotation, molecular function: ATP binding; RNA polymerase II cis-regulatory region sequence-specific DNA binding; DNA-binding transcription factor activity, RNA polymerase II-specific. NCBI's taxonomy places the organism in Eukaryota, Metazoa, Chordata, Aves, Phaethontiformes, Phaethontidae.
AUGAAAGUGGUGGCCUUAGGAGAAGUGCCUGAUGGGACGGUGGUCACCGUCAUGGCUGGAAACGAUGAGAACUACUCUGCAGAGCUGCGAAACGCUUCUGCCGUGAUGAAGAACCAGGUGGCCAGAUUUAAUGACUUACGAUUUGUGGGCAGAAGUGGAAGAGGGAAGAGCUUUACUUUGACAAUAACUGUCCUGACAAAUCCCCCCCAAGUCGCUACAUACCACAGAGCUAUAAAGGUUACAGUGGAUGGGCCAAGGGAGCCAAGAAGGCACAGACAGAAGCUUGAUGACUCUAAACCUAGUUUGUUCUCUGAACGCCUCAGUGAUUUAGGGCGCAUUCCUCAUCCCAGUAUGAGAGUAGGGGUCCCGACCCAGAGCCCACGGCCCUCUCUGAACUCUGCACCAAGUCCUUUUAAUCCACAAGGACAGAGUCAGAUUACAGACCCCAGGCAGGCGCAGUCAUCUCCACCAUGGUCCUAUGACCAGUCUUACCCAUCGUACUUGAGCCAGAUGACUUCACCGUCCAUUCACUCCACGACUCCCCUGUCCUCCACUCGAGGCACAGGACUUCCAGCCAUCACCGAUGUGCCCAGACGCCUCUCAG